Myotis brandtii (Brandt's bat) is the source of this 4294-nucleotide messenger RNA. It is a transcript of the gene RAP1GAP2, whose product is annotated as RAP1 GTPase activating protein 2. Gene Ontology annotation, molecular function: GTPase activator activity. Gene Ontology annotation, cellular component: cytoplasm; plasma membrane. The record is from RefSeq and is a predicted model, not a curated record. The transcript has 26 exons. NCBI's taxonomy places the organism in Eukaryota, Metazoa, Chordata, Mammalia, Chiroptera, Vespertilionidae. The coding region runs from base 16 to 2301 and encodes 761 amino acids. Gene Ontology annotation, biological process: regulation of small GTPase mediated signal transduction; activation of GTPase activity.
UGGCAGAAAACACCCAUGAGCUUUACAGGAAGGUACGUGCAGGAAGGGCGUUUCCGAAUUGAGGAGAGGACGCUGACAGCCUUCCAGUGGCUCUACAGCCCCCAGCAGCAUCGCAUCCUCGGCCGUGCUGACCUGGAGUCUCCCUCCCGGAUCGACAAGACCAUGCUGGCAGGCCUGAAGGUCAAGAAGCAGGAGCUGGCCAACAGCUCGGAUGUGCCCCUGCCGGACCGGUCGCUGUCCCCUCCUCUCACGGCACCUCCCACCAUGAAGUCGGCGGAGUUCUUCGAGAUGCUGGAGAAAAUGCAGGGGAUCAAGCUUGAAGAGCAGAAGCCGGGACCCCAGAAGAACAAGGACGACUAUAUCCCGUACCCCAGCAUUGACGAGGUUGUGGAGAAGGGAGGCCCGUACCCCCUGAUCGUCCUGCCCCAAUUUGGGGGCUACUGGAUCGAGGACCCGGAGAACGUGGGCACGCCCACCUCGCUGGGCAGCAGCAUCUGUGAGGAGGAGGAAGAGGACAGCUUCAGCCCCAGCACCUUUGGCUACAAGCUCGAGUGCAAGAGUGAAGCCAGGGCCUACCGCAGGCACUUCCUGGGCAAGGAUCAUCUAAACUUUUACUGUACCGGUAGCAGUUUGGGGAACCUGCUCCUGUCCAUCAAGUGCGAGGAGGUGGAGGGCAUUGAGUACCUUCGGAUUAUUCUCAGGUCCAAAGUGAAGACGGUGCAUGAACGGAUCCCCUUGGCGGGCCUGAGCAAGCUGCCCAGCAUCCCUCAGAUUGCCAAGGCGUUCUGCGAUGACGCAGUGGGACUGAAAUUCAGCCCUGUCCUGUACCCCAAGGCCUCCCACAUGAUUGUGUCCUAUGAUGAGCAUGAUGUCAAGAACACAUUCAAAUUUGGGGUCAUUUAUCAAAAAGCCAAGCAGACCCUGGAGGAGGAGCUGUUUGGGAACAACGAGGAGAGCCCAGCUUUCAGGGAGUUCUUGGACCUGCUGGGGGACACCAUCACCCUGCAGGACUUCAAAGGUUUCCGAGGAGGCCUGGACGUGACCCACGGACAGACGGGGGUGGAGUCGGUGUACACGAUAUUUCGGGACAGGGAGAUCAUGUUUCACGUCUCCACAAAGCUGCCCUUUACCGAGGGAGACGCCCAGCAGCUCCAGAGAAAGAGACACAUUGGGAAUGACAUUGUGGCCAUCAUCUUCCAAGAAGAAAACACACCGUUUGUCCCAGAUAUGAUUGCCUCCAACUUCCUACACGCCUACAUCGUGGUGCAGGCCGAGAGCCCGGGCACGGACACCCCGGCCUACAAGGUCUCAGUCACCGCGCGGGAAGACGUGCCGGCCUUUGGCCCACCUCUGCCCAGCCCCCCUGUUUUCCAGAAGGGCCCCGAGUUCAGGGAGUUUCUGCUCACCAAGCUCACCAACGCAGAGAACGCCUGCUGCAAGUCGGACAAGUUCGCGAAACUGGAGGACCGGACGAGGGCCGCCCUCUUGGACAACCUUCACGACGAGCUCCAUGCCCACACACAGGCCAUGCUGGGACUCGGCCCGGAAGAGGACAAGUUUGAGAACGGGGGCCACGGGGGAUUCCUGGAGUCCUUCAAGAGGGCCAUCCGCGUGCGCAGCCACUCCAUGGAGACCAUGGUGACCAGCCAGAAGAAGCCGCACAGCGGGGGCCUCCCCGGCAGCCUCAGCGGGGGCAUCUCCCACAACAGCGUGGAGGUCACCAAGACCACCUUCUCGCCUCCAGUGGCGGCGGCAACUGCCAAGAACCAGUCGCGGAGCCCCAUCAAGCGGCGGUCGGGGCUCUUCCCCCGUCUGCACACGGGCUCUGAAGGCCAAGGGGACAGCCGGACACGGUGCGACAGUGCAUCCAGCAACCCCAAGACUGUGGACGGCGGGCACUCUUCUCAGGAGAUCAAGUCUGAGACCUCGUCCAACCCCAGCUCUCCGGAGAUCUGCCCCAGCAAGGAGAAGCCCUUCAUGAAGUUGAAGGAGAACGGCCGGGCCAACAUCUCCCGCUCCUCCUCCAGCACCAGCAGCUUCAGCAGCACGGCCGGGGAGGGCGAGGCCAUGGAGGAGUGUGACAGUGGGAGCAGCCAGCCGUCCACAACCUCGCCCUUCAAGCAGGAGGUGUUUGUCUACAGCCCGUCCCCAAGCAGCGAGAGCCCCAGCCUGGGGGCAGCCACCACCCCCAUCAUCAUGAGCCGGAGUCCAACAGAUGCCAAAAGCAGAAAUUCCCCGAGGUCAAACCUGAAAUUCCGCUUUGAUAAGCUCAGCCAUGCGAGCUCCAGUGCGGGUCACUAAUGCGAAAGAGGAGUCCUUCACCUGUCAAAGGGAAGCCCCGAUUCUGUCUUGGAGAAGGCUCCUAUCCUAGCAGUUUGGGGGUGCCAUUCACUACUCUGACCGUCACAGGCCUGUUGCUCCAUCAGCCACCUGCCCACCAGACCAGCUAUCUGUCCCAGUGCCCCGACCGGCACAGCCCUGCCCGCUCCUUUGCCAAGACACCCUGCGAGCCCCUCCCCAUCUCUGGACAAGACGUCAUUCCUCCAGGCUCCCCUGCUCCUGACCCCCCAUGUGCUAUGUGUCUGGGUCAUUUGUUACCUUGUUUUUGUCUGCAGCAGCCAGUGUUGGGUGAGCAGGGAUCUGGGUACUGGGGACUCAGAGAGCCGAGAGGCAGAGCCUGGUGGUGGUGGGGGUGUAGCAGAGGCCCAGAGGGGACUGCGCCUGGGGAGGGACAGCGCCAGGUCCUGGCAGGCAGGCAUUUUGUGCUGCUGGAGGGAGCACUUUUCCAGGAGCCGAAUCUAUAGCUCCUGGAAGAUGUCCUGGUAGAAGUCGGCUCUGUCGCUCCCAACAUCUGUUUGCUUCUGUGCUAGGAGCUUCUUCCCCAUCUGCUGACGGCUGCCAGGGCCUCUGUCCCUACUGCCCGGGCAUGGCCGGGUGAAGCUGCCACAGGGCUGGGCAUGUGGGAGUGGGCACCACACUCUUCCUCACGGCCUCAUUCACACAGGCUCCUGUGUGGUUGCUGUGGGCGAGGCCGGAGCCAGUCUCUCCCUUUGAGCAGAUGCUUUUCCCACGAAGGGGUGGGCGCCAGGAGAGGAGGAGCUGGGAGGGAGCGAGGCAGUGAACGCCUGGGCCUUGGCUGGAGACCCUGAGACCCAGGCCAGGAUCCCUGUCCUGUUGGUGGCGGAGGUUCGUAGGUUUGUGGGGAGUCACUGCAACCCACCUCUUGGUGAGAGCGGGGAGGUGAGGUGGGAGGACUCAGGUGCGGUCAGGCCUUGGUGUGGGUGGAGAACUCAGGUGAGGGGAAGGGGCGGCCUCCUUCUGCGUUUAUGUUCUGGCAUCUGUGGGAGGCCCAGUGCGGCCUGGGGGCUGUGCCCUUUGGCUCUGUCGGGCUCGAUCCCCCCCUUUUGCGCCCUCCCCCCCCAGUCUCCUCUUCCCCUCCCCCGCUGUGGGGCUACAGGCAGCUGUCACAUCGGUGGGAUUCCUGCAGCCUGGGCCCCAGCUGGUGCAGUUGAGACACCUUCUGCCAGGGCCCCUCAGCCGGAGCCACCUCCCCGGGGAAGAGCCAGCGCCACAUUCUUCCUCGAGGCUCUCUGUGGGCAGCCCCCUCCUGGCUGCUCACCACCCCCGAGUCUUCGGGGGGUUUCUGGGUGUCCUCCAGGUACAACGGAGUCUGAAGAGCAGACCCUGGAGGUGCUGCGGUUUCAGGUGCCCCUGGGCCCUCUGUGACACGGGCUGCCAGGCCCUCACGGGCGGAUGACAAGGUUUCCAACCCGACGCUCUAUGUGCAGCGGGUCUGGGCUGAUUCCCGAGUCGAGGCAUAGAAACGUUACCCCUGCUGUUGUGACGGUUCCCCAUUGCUUUAGCAACGAGAGCCAAACCUCGGGCCCUCGUCCCCCACUCACGUGGACCCUGGGGGAUCCUGUCUGCAGGCUGGUGGGCCUCUCCCCUCACACUGUCUGGGAAACGUGUUUACUUCAAGUCCUAGCCCCGUAGAAUGUAUUCUAGUUAGGAGGUCAGCACAUGUCUGCGUAGAGUGGAUUAAACGUUCCUGCAGCAGCACACGCUGCUGCGACGAGGCCGGCAGGUCCUGGCAGCGUCCUGUCGGCUGGGUUCCUGAAGGAACUUGGAAGGUCGAACUGCAUUUCUUUAAAAACAACCCCAGGCUUCUGGCUUGCUUCUCUGGAGAGCUGGUGUUUGCAGCUGCUGGGUGGUGGUGCUGUGUUCGUGGUCUGGGGGGUCCUCUGGGGUUUCCAGGUGGUCCCCACUCUGUCCCGCUUGGGAACCUCAUACCCAC